Messenger RNA from Paralichthys olivaceus (Japanese flounder), 2266 nucleotides. Lineage: Eukaryota; Metazoa; Chordata; Actinopteri; Pleuronectiformes; Paralichthyidae. The record is from RefSeq and is a predicted model, not a curated record.
AUAACAGCUAACAGAGAUCCUCUUCCUCUUACUCAUGACAAAGCAAAGGAUUCUGUACCUGAGAAGAAAGAAGCUGUAUUGGGACAAUUCAACAAGACCAACUCUGUACGUGAUCGAAUGCGCAAGUUCACAGAGUCCGGCCAGAGCCCAAACGUCCCACCAUUGAAGAGAGCUCCUCUGAGAAACGGUGCGACCACCGGCAGCAGCGGCCAGACAAACUUCUCAAGAGCCGCUGAGCGCUUCACACAAACAGCAGCAUCCCUCGGCACAUCUGGAGACUCCACCUCUCACACAUCUGCCGCAUCUCAAAGUCAGGCUGCACCUCAGCCAAGAGGAGGGGCCAGCAAACCUCUGUCUGCAGCUGGCCAAUCGCAGGAUUCCGUGGGUGGGACGAGGCAUCCAGCUGAAAAAGAUGUGCACGCCUACAGUAACUCAAAGGAGGACAACAGCACCCAAGGGAGAGCAGCUGGACAGCAGGUCACCCAGGGAGAGGCAGACCCGGACAUGAAGACUUUCCUCACCAUUGAGAUCAAGGAUGGGCGCACCACCACCUCCUCUACAGCCUCCUCCAGGGGCAGCAUCGUCCCCAUCACCAACAUGACCCCACGCAUGGCCCCUAAUGCAUUGGGGCAGAGACCAGAGUUGACCCUUGGCCUCAGAGCAACUCCAUUCAAGAUCUCCUCAUCCAGCCUCUCCUCUGGAUCCUCUAUCAAGAUCGAGACGGAGCCUGUUAUGGCCUCUGAGCCGGUGUUUUCAUCUGGACCGUCUGUCCAGGUUCCGUGUCAAUUCCCAACCAUCCCCAACGGCUCCAGCACUCAGGCAAAGCCCGACGAGCGCUCCGGAAAGCUGACAGCCGAACAGCUGGCUGCCAUCGAGGAUGAAGAGCUCCUUGACAAAAUGCUCGAUGAGUCAAAAGACUUUGAGGAGAGGAAGAUGAUCCGUGCAGCCAUGCGGGACCUUCGCAAGAGAAAGAGAGAGGCCAUGCUGGGAUGCACACAGGAGGAAAUCGACCAAAGAGAGAAGGAGCGCGAGACCCGUCUACAAGAGCUCCGGCAGCAGAGAGAGGACCGUUCACAGAAAGGUCGCGCCGGGGUCGGAGCAGGAGAGGUGGUGAUGAGGAAAGUGGAGAAGUCUGCAGAUGGCUCCACCCUGAGUCAAGUCACAAAGACGAACCGCUUUGCCCAGUCUGAUGAUGGGAGCAGGUCGUCACGCAGCACUGUCGUCGAGGCCAGUUAUGUGCAGAAAACAGACAGAGGGACGGUCCAGUCAAAAUCAUUCAGCUUCACAUCUUCCAGUUCCUCUUCCUCCUCGAACACAAGCAAAAAAGUGGGCAGUGUCUUCGACCGCGAGGAUGACUCAUCGACUCGCAGUGGAAGUGGCGGGUUGGCCGCCGUGGAGCGACGGCAGGCGGAGAGACGCAAGGAGCUGAUGAGGGCACAGACUCUGCCAAAGACUUCUGCCAUGCAGGCCCGCAAAGCCAUGAUAGAGAAGCUGGAGAAGGAGGGAGGCGGCCCUGGAAACCAGGCGGUCGCCAAGGUAAACAAGGUGCAGCGUUCGACCAGCUUUGGUGUACCCAAUGCAAACUCAAUCAAGCAGAUGCUGCUCGACUGGUGCCGUGCCAAGACCCGCUCAUAUGAGCAUGUGGAUAUUCAAAACUUUUCGUCCAGCUGGAGCAACGGCAUGGCGUUCUGUGCCCUGGUGCACCAUUUCUUCCCAGAAGCCUUUGACUACGACUCGCUGAGCCCCAGCAACCGCAGGCAAAACUUUGAGGUGGCCUUCAACGCUGCAGAGAAGCUAGUGGACUGUCCCCAGCUGUUGGAUGUGGACGACAUGGUGAAGAUGCGAGAGCCGGAUUGGAAAUGUGUGUACACGUACCUGCAGGAGUUCUACAGAGGUCUGGUGACGAAGGGCCUGGUUAAAACCAAAAACUCAUCCUAGAGUCGCACCCGGCCUAAAACUGAACCCAUGGACAUGGGCCAACUGCAUGCCUUUGCUGGAAGUGGAGGACAUGAUGAUCAUGGGCAACAAACCCGACUCCAAGUGCGUCUUCACCUACGUUCAGUCUCUGGUCAACCACCUGCGCAGAUACGAGAUGUCCAUGGGUCGGCCCUCUGACCUCUUUGUUCAGUGAGCACUCGGCCUCAGCUUGGUGUUGUCUCACUCCCGCCUGAUGACCGUCUCCACUCUGGGCUGGGUCACAGAGUUUGUACAUCUCCAAUUGGACAAGUUGGGGAUAAUGUGUGUGUGUAAAUACGUGUGUGUGUGU